AACAAGAAAAUUGUAGAUGAUAAUCCGAGAGUUUGCUUCUGUGUUUACAAACAGAUUUACUCUUAAUAUAAAGAUACGCAAAUAUUUAUUGCGAUUUGUAUAUCAAAGGUAAAUUACAGCUUAUCAGAAAAGCAUGAUCAAAAUGAAAUAUCCUUGUUACAAACAAUCCACAAAUACCUGCCGCUACCCAAAGACGUCUUGACUUGUGCAUGAAUAUAACACUUGAGUACAUUCUUUGAGAGAUUGAAGUUUGGAAAUUCAUUUCAAGUCUUUACAAUUGAAUUUACGAAUCAUAUAUGUUACAGUAUUGUUUUCACCAGUUGACGUUGGAAUGGUGGUAGAAACAAUUUAGUCAUUUAGAUUAUGGUUUUACAAGAAUCAAUGGAUUUGUCAGAUCCAGCCCAAAAGAGGGCCACCAGAAAACUUUUAAUUGCUGGACUGAUAUGUGUUUUCUUGGCUGUGGUGUCAAUAGCUAUUGUUCUGGCUGUUGUUAUUCAACAAAAUGAGGAGGAAAGAAUUCCUCAUGGUUCCUUCGAUAAUCAGCAUCAUACAACUUUAGACCCUAAAACUGAGGAGAUUGACUUAUCAUCAUCACUGCUACUGGGGUUAUUGUCGUCAGAAGAGAUAAGUCUUGAAACCGUUACUUAUAGUACCAUCAUUCCAAUAGCAACAAGUGAUAACAAUAUAGAUGUCACAUCUUCAACCUUACUUAUCAGUUCACGACCUUUUACAGAAAUUAUGAACAGUGAUUCGUCAUAUUUAACAAAUGACAAAAUUGUAUCAUCCAAUGACUAUCCUAAAAUCCAGUUGACAUAUUCAUCUCUUUAUAAUUUACCAGUUUUCUCAACUGAACUGGUAUAUUUGACUUCUUAUUCUCAAAUAGAAAAUAAUUACUUUAAUUCUGAUGAAAUGACAAAUAUUAAAACUGAAAUACAAACAAGUAAACAAAUAGGGAGUAUUCCAUUGACAGAGAAUACAUCUCAACCAUUUUCUACCUCCAUGACAGAAGAGUUCAAAUCAGAAGACAUUUCUUUUGAUUUAAAGUCAUCUGUUACAUCAGGUACUGAUACAACAAUAUCAAAUGUAUUAGAGAUAUAUAAAUCAACUUUGAAAUUUAGCGAUUUUUUCCCAGUCACUUUAAAUUCCAAUUUACAGCAACCUGUGUUAUUGGAGACUUCCAGUGAGGAGCUUCCAGUUUGGUCUACUAAAUCAAAUACAUAUAAUUUAGAAUCUACAAAACUUGUACUACAUAUUAACAACACAUCUGGUUUAUCAACAAAUCAAAUGGACAUUUUGCCAUCUUCUUCGUCUUUAAUCUCGAUGGAACAUAAAAGUGUAGUUUUAACAAACAGUACUACAGUACAAUCAGCUGCAUCAGAAACAUACGUGUCAACGUCUAAAAGUAGUGCAACUUUAACUUAUGGAAAUAGUAGAUGGAUAGUUUCAGCAUCAACUUUAGUUCCAUAUAUUGAACCAUUACUAACUGUAGCUCAAUCAGAAUUUGUAUCCAGUAAUUUAGAACCCAUCAAGACAACUGCUUACGAUAACCUUGUGCCAACAAGUACUCAAAACGAGACAAAAAUUGAGAAUUUUUACUCAACAGAAUGGUAUAAUUCACCAACACAAGUAACAGUAUCGUCUACACUUUUACCAGAAUGUAGCACACAACAGUUUAGGUGUAGAAGUGGUCAGUGUGUUGAUAUGUCCAGUAGAUGUGACAGAGUUAUACAGUGUGAAGAUAUGUCAGAUGAGUUCAAUUGUGCAAAUUGUAUAGGUUUUGAGUGUGGUAAUGGGUUCUGUACAUGGUCAUGGAUUCAGUGUAACAAAAGAGUAGACUGUAUGGAUCUCUCAGAUGAAAUAGGAUGUGAACAUGGAUCAUCUUACAGAAGAUGUGAUAAUGGACUGAGUAUUCCAUCACAUAAAUGGUGUGAUGAUGUAGAUGACUGUUUUGACAACAGUGAUGAAAUAAACUGCACAUGUUCAUUUGGUGAAACUCCAUGUAUAGGUGGACAGUGUAUCAGAGAAGAGUGGAUUUGUGAUGGACACGUGGAUUGUUUACAGGGCACAGAUGAAGCAAACUGUAGUGAUUGUAGUCCUGACCAGUUUGUAUGUAAUGACUAUAGCUGUUUAAAUAUUACACAAGUUUGUGAUGGUUCACAGCAGUGUAAUCAGGCAGAAGAUGAAAUGUCUUGUUAUAACCUUAACAAGGACACAGCCAUGACAGUUCAGUACAAGGGGAAUAACUACACUGUGUGUAACACUCACUGGAAUUCUGGUAUCAGUGACUAUAUUUGUCAGUUUCUAGGUUACAGAAAUUCUACAAUAACAAGAUACAUUAAAUCAAGUGAAAGUGGAAAUGGCAUUGACUUUAUUGAACUUGAUCACCAAAUAACAGAUUUCAAAAACAUAUUACAGUACAUGAAAAUUAGAUCCUCUUGUACUUCCAAUAUGACUGUCUCCAUUGCAUGCUUGCCACGAGAAUGUGGAGAACAAAGCCCUAAUCUGAUGCUUCCAUUUGUUGCUGGUGGAGAUAUAGCCACCUUGGGUCAGUGGCCAUGGAUUGUGUCCCUGUCAUAUCUUGGCAGAUCUUUUUGCAGUGGAACUUUGAUAUCAGAGGACUGGGUAGUAACAGCAGGCCAUUGUGUUGCUAUACCAGGAUCUCAUAAUUUCACAGAAAAUCCUCAUUACAUCGAAGUUCUAUUAGGAUCAGUCAAACGUCUAAGAGGUCAAGGCACCAGCAGACAUGUCGAUAAGGUCAUACAUCAUCCAAGGUUAACAUGGACAGGGAUUGGUCCAAUAUACUAUGAUGUUGCAUUGAUCCAUCUGGAAAAGUCUGUAACUUAUACUGACUAUAUCCUACCAGCCUGUUUACCUAAGGCAGAUUUUUCUUCAUUUAGUAACUGUUACUUGGCUGGAUGGGGAUAUAUUAGUUCUAAUCAAGAUAUAACAGUUCAAGAUCUUAGAGAGGCUAAGUUACAUGUCUUGUCUGACGAAGAAUGUAGGACAAAUACAGUACCAUCAGAACAGGAAGUAAAUACCAAUAUAACAUACUGUGCUGGAUACAAGUUUGGGGUCAUCUCAGGAUGUCAGGGUGAUAGUGGUAGUCCAAUGAUGUGUGAGGAUCACAUGGGUAAAUGGAAAUUAGCUGGAGUAAUGAGUAGUGGGGCUGCCAUGUGUGGGACGUUUACCAAUACUGCCAAUAGAUUUACCAAAUUAUCAACAAUGAUGGAAUGGAUUGAUUAUGUCAUCAAUGUUUGAAAGCAGUUAUCCACUGUUAGAUGCUAUUGAUUUAUAUUAUGUCAAAUGCAUUGAGACUAGUCAGUUUGAUUUUAAUUAUGCAAAUGAUCUUAUUUUACAAAGUCUAAAAAGGUUUUUAAUUAAAAAAAACCUUGACAAUGAUUGUGAACUUAAGAUUUGUCAGUUAUCACAGAUACAAGUUGGUCUUAUACUAGUCAGAUAAUGAAAUGUUGUUAAGGAUAAUGAAAUGCUGGUAUGGAAGAACAAUUAUGAUAGAAUCCAGCUGGACGCUAGUCAUUAUACUUCCAAGUUCAAAUUCAACAGAUACAUGUUCAUAGAAGAUAGAUUUACCCAUAAAAAAUAAAAGAAGAUGAAGUUAUGAUUCUUUAUUGGGAAAGAAAAGAAAAAAAAGUAAAAUUUAGAUGUGAAAGUCACACAAUUUGUCAUUGUUUUUAUAUCUCAAAUUUUAAGAUAUGUUUUAUAAAGAGCUUUAUUAUUUUAAAUAAAAUAUCAUAUGUCCUG
Molecule: messenger RNA, 3759 nt
Organism: Mytilus californianus (California mussel)
Lineage: Eukaryota; Metazoa; Mollusca; Bivalvia; Mytilida; Mytilidae
Product: atrial natriuretic peptide-converting enzyme-like
Exons: 15
Coding region: 364-3258 (964 amino acids)
Biological process (GO): proteolysis
Cellular component (GO): membrane
Molecular function (GO): serine-type endopeptidase activity; protein binding
Source: RefSeq, a predicted model, not a curated record